UCACCUGCAGGUGACGCUUCCUGUUACUUCCCGUUCGAGUUCCAGGGCGGUUACAUUACGCAGAACACGGUCACGCCGGAGGGUGCGGUCAGGUAUAGCCGCAUCAACAUUACGGAGAAUGCGAUCCCACUGUGGGGCAUGUGCCACAAGCGGCGGGAUAACAACGUGAUCCUGAUGACCGGUUCGGAGGAGGCAAGCUGUUACCGCUGCUUUCACCUGAAGCUCGUCUCGAAGAACGUCCUCCGGGUGUUGGCGGCCGACAAAGACUAUCUGUCCAAGUGUCACACGAACGAGGAGAAAGCGUUCGCCUCCUGUCUGACCGACGAGGAUCUGCUGAACGAGGCAAAAAAUACCGAGAUCAUCCUCUACAAAUUCCACGAAUGGGAUGGUGCCGAGGUACGGCAGGAGUACUGCCCCAUCCACGGCCGGUACCGGAUGACGUACAGUGUCGACAGCAGCGAUACAACGGACGGUAUCGAGUGCGACUCGGUCGAGUCGGAGGUGGACAACUGCCCGUCCGGGUCGGCGCUGAAUCUGCGCUUCCGCAACUGUGCCUUCCCGGACCGGGAGGUGACGUUCGAAUGCUUGGGACACUGGCGGGGCUUCGGCAAUCGGAACUAUCUCGCACUGCUCAGCACCGGUAACGAGUCGCGGCUCGGGCCCAAGUAUCGCUGUGCCACCUACACGGAGAACCCGAAGACGGGCGAGAUCGAGAUCUCGUUCAGCCGGGACUCGACCUGCCGGGCAAUCGAGCGGCAGUACGUCCGCCAUCCGAAUUCGCGGUACACCAACGGCAACGGGAUUGGCAGUGAGUAUCAUCACGAGGUGCUGACGUUACGCCCGAUUCCACUCGAGUUCGGUCCGGUCACGCAGUACUGCAGCUUUCCCAGCUGGUUGAUCGGGCGCUGGGAGCACGUGAUCGUCAAUCAGAACCAGCUCAUCUACAAAGACCACAACACCUUCAAGACGUACACGAUGAAGUGCGUCAAGAACUACACCAACCACGACUCCAACAAGUACAUCGUCUACAGCCAAACGCAAUGCGGUGAGGAGAUGUACCAGUGUUUAAAAAUCGAGCGGCGCGAUACGAAUGUGUUCGAGUUCCAGAUAAGCAGCCGCCAGUCGGCCAACUACACCGCCACGAUAUGCAACGAUUUCUACUUCAAUGACGACCGGUGGCUAACGCAGGGUCGGCUGGACAGCAACGACAUCGUCUCACCCUGCCCAAUUAUUGGCGAGUUUUCGGGCAUUAUCCCGGACGACGAAGGUCUGUGCGCGAAGCUGUCGUCCGAGUGCGAAUCGCAGGACAUCAUGUACUAUCAAAUCUCGGCCUGCGACUACAUGAACGAGGUGUACGAAGAGCGCGAAUAUCGCUGCCUUGGCCAGUGGACGCACCGGAACAUCGUGUACACGUACACCCAGCGUCGGGACGUCGGUACGUACGAGUGUUUCGUCGGUACGAUGCUGUCCGAGCGGCAGAUCUUCAUCAAGGAGGCGGGCGAACACUGCCAGCGGGACGUCAAUCCGCACCGGUUCGGCAUGGAGCUGAACAAGGUGGCCCACUGUACGCAGCCCGAGGUGUUCAAGUCACCGGGCCGGCCCACCCACAAGUACUCGGACGUCCCGCAGCCGACCCAGCGGCCAGGGCUGGCGAAUGGCGGCAGUGGUGGUGGUGGUGCCGGCGGGCACACGGGAGUCCUCGCUGGCACCAGCGGCAAUCACUUCCACCAAAGUUCCUCGCCGUCCGCGGUACCCAACUCGACGGCCGCACCACCGUCCAGCGCUACUACCGGGCGCAGUAACGACGGUAGCAGCCGCGGUGGCAUCGGCACUAGCGACGGUAGCAGCAGUAGCGGUGGCGCUACCGGCAGCAACAUCUAUCCCCCGUAUAAGACUAAUUCCAAACACGAACCGGCCUCGGUAAAACCGGGCACCGUCGGCUCAACGGCCGCGCAUGUACAGUCGCACUAUACCUAUUUAUUGUUAGCAACGUUUAUCUGUGUUAUUCUAGGUUGUAAGAAAAUUAGCUGUUAA
Messenger RNA from Anopheles marshallii, 2034 nucleotides. RefSeq lists its product as uncharacterized. Lineage: Eukaryota; Metazoa; Arthropoda; Insecta; Diptera; Culicidae. The record is from RefSeq and is a predicted model, not a curated record. The transcript is spliced from 5 exons. The annotation marks the transcript as partial.